Molecule: messenger RNA, 2259 nt
Organism: Colossoma macropomum (tambaqui)
Lineage: Eukaryota; Metazoa; Chordata; Actinopteri; Characiformes; Serrasalmidae
Gene: ptp4a3b
Product: protein tyrosine phosphatase 4A3b
Exons: 6
Coding region: 664-1185 (173 amino acids)
Biological process (GO): protein dephosphorylation
Cellular component (GO): nucleus
Molecular function (GO): protein tyrosine phosphatase activity
Source: RefSeq, a predicted model, not a curated record
GGGGCGGGUUUCCACUUCGCCUAAGAGCAUUAAGAGUGCAUUUGUUUGUGACAUUAGCAGUGUGCUCUGUCAGUGUCAUAUGGCCAGCCAGGGCAGAUUCAGCUGCUUCGGAGCAGAGACAGUUAUCAGUGUCCUUUCUGCUUUUCUCACCUCAGUCCCGGGCUGAACCCUGCACGGCGCGCGGCAAGCGUCGAGCUCUGUUCCUCAGCCCCCCUUUUGUUGAUGGAGUUCUUGCAGGGCAGCGGUGACUACUGCCACGCCCAACAUUGUGACGUCUGAGCUCAGGUGGUUAUGUCUGUGUCUGACUGCUGAAUGCCCAGAGGACCACCCUUCCUUCCAUCUUCACACUAGUCCUACUGACUAAAGACCCGUCCCCACACCAGAUGGGUUAGCGAGCAUUGAGGCCCAGGGCUAUCGGACUGUGCCCCACCUGACUAGCGUCAGCCCAUGUGUGAAUCUUACGGACUACAGCAUCCCAGAGAUUCAGGCAACUGUUUGCAUUUCUACUGAGAGAUAGCAGGAGAGACAGCAACCUCCAGAGGCCUUGCACUGUGAGAGUACAGCUACUGAAUCUCUGUUGGUGAGGCGGAUAGUGUAGAAAUAGUCGUAGUUUAUUUACCUGGACGACACUGGCCCAGCCCACAGUGUGGCUGGCUCUUGGGCAUGGCCAGGAUGAAUCGCCCGGCCCCUGUUGAGGUCUGCUACAAGAACAUGCGCUUCCUGAUCACACACAACCCAACCAAUGCGACUCUGAGCACCUUCAUUGAGGAUUUGAAGAAAUACGGCGCAACUACAGUGGUGCGAGUGUGUGAAAUCACCUAUGACAAGACCCCACUGGAGAAGGAUGGAAUCACUGUCAUGGACUGGCCGUUUGAUGAUGGAGCCCCUCCACCCACUAAGAUUGUGGAGGACUGGCUUUCUCUCCUGAAGAAUAAGUUUUGUGAGGAUCCAGGCAGCUGUGUAGCUGUUCACUGUGUGGCAGGACUGGGACGAGCUCCAGUGCUGGUGGCCCUGGCACUGAUAGAGAGUGGAAUGAAGUAUGAAGAUGCCAUCCAGUUCAUCAGACAAAAACGCCGGGGUGCUAUCAACAGCAAGCAGCUGACCUACCUAGAGAAAUACAGGCCUAAACAGAGACUGCGCUUUAAAGACCCACACAACCACAAGAACAAGUGCUGCCUCAUGUGAGCCAAUCUCAGCCGGUCUGCCAGUGAAAGAAAGGAAUAAAUCGUUCGUGGACUAAACAGGACUGAAGCCACAGAUCUAAUGCAUUCAGACUUUUGACCCUUUACUACUUGGAAGGACACUCGACCCCUCCUUAAAUCUAUGUGAGACCCUGCACUGCGGGGGCUUGAUGAGCUCAGGGCUGUGAAAGACGAGCCUCUAGAAUUUGUCUUUACACAUCUAUCCCAAGUGUUCUCAUAGAUGGUGUAGAUGUGCAACAGCAGCAGCAUGCACUCCAAAGAUGAUCAAUGCCAUCACACUGUUUACCAUACCACCAUCUUCAGCUCCUUUAGGCAGGGCUAACACGAGUGAAUGGAAAAUUACUGUUUUUUUUUUUUGUCUAUGUUUGUAUCUUCUGAAGAAUCAUGUACAGUUUUAACUACAGCACAGCUUCUCUCUUUCUCUUCUUUCGUCAUUGUGUUUUACCAGGCACUGUAGUCCCUCAUUCCUGUUCGUGAGAAAUGGGGAUUGACAGAGAAUGAUUUCUUUGUGAGAGCUGGAGGCUGAUUUUUACUAGAGCUAUAUUUUUUACAUGUGAUAUAAACUACUCUGGGACUCGAACACUGCACCACUAGCUUGGUCAAUGGACUCUAUGAGAGUGAGCCGAAUAGCUGGUAAGAUGCCGCCCCCACUCUGGAUAGUUUGCACAGCACACUUUUGCUACGUUUAGAUUAUAAAAGAUUUUCUGCAAGUUGCUUGAAAAUCAUGUCAAAGCUUUUUCUUCUCGUUGCUUAAGGCUUAAAUCAUUGCGUUUUUUACUUCGUGAAGUGUGAAAGCAGCGUAUUUCAUGCGUCUUGUCACCUGUUAGUGGGAAACAAAUAAAGCCAGAGAAGUGGAAUUGGAAGAAGCGCGUCAUUAAUCAGGGUGAAUCAUCACCAAGCUGUGAUCCAGGUACUGACACAUGGCUCAGGUCCUGGAACAUUUGUCAUAAAAUAUUAAAUAAAUGCAUUGUCAUUUCUCUGCCUUUUAAAUGAAAUCCACAUCUGAUUGUUCACGGUCAAUAAAUUUAAAGUAAUAAAGUAAUUUUUUAAAAUGUGA